This is a messenger RNA of Epinephelus moara (kelp grouper), 1967 nucleotides long. RefSeq names its product butyrophilin subfamily 3 member A2-like. NCBI's taxonomy places the organism in Eukaryota, Metazoa, Chordata, Actinopteri, Perciformes, Serranidae. The coding region runs from base 95 to 1483 and encodes 462 amino acids. The transcript has 11 exons. The record is from RefSeq and is a predicted model, not a curated record.
UAUACUGUGACCAGCUGCUGUCACAGUAUAUUAUCUAUCUGGCAAUAAAAUCAUAAACUCUCAGAUAGGCUAAAGUCUCACCUCUACACACAACAUGCAGCUUUGCGUCAAGAUGAAAAUGCGUCUGUUCAGCUGGUUUGGAUUUUGGCUGUUUGCCCUCUGCAGCCUCUCAGUAACCACAGGGCAGUCGAACCUGAUUUGUUCACCUCAACCAAUCGUAGCCCUGGCUGGUGAUGGUGUCAUUCUACCAUGUCGCCUUGAUCCUCCCACCAGUGCCAGUUCCAGGACAGUGGAGUGGACCAGACCUGGUUUGGACCCAGAGUACGUCCAUGUUCACCAAGAUGGACGACUGGUGCAUCAGAGUCAGAAUCCGCUGUAUAAUUACCGCACUGCACUGUUUGUGGAUCAGCUGAUCAACGGAAACGUCUCUCUGAACCUCUUCAAAGUGAAAAUCUCUGAUGCAGGAAAAUACAAAUGCUUCCUUCCCUCAUUACGUAAAGAAGCUUCUAUCCAGAUCACUGUUGGUGCCGUUUCCUCACCUGUCAUAACUUUAGCAGGGACUGACAGAGACAAGAGAGGAGUGGUGUUACAGUGUGAGUCUGCAGGCUGGUAUCCAGAGCCUGAGGUGUUGUGGCUGGACGGUGAGGGAAAGCUCCUCUCUGCUGGACCUACAGAGACAGUCAGAGGUCCUGAUGACCUCUAUACUGUCAGCAGCAGAGUGACUGUGGAGAAGAGACACAGCAACAGCUUCACCUGUAGAGUCCAACAGAGGAACAUCAACCAGACCAGAGAGACACACAUCCAGGUUCCAGAGGAUUUCUUCCUUUCCACCAGCUGUACUGCCUCUACUGCCAUUAGUGUGUUGUUUGGCCUCAUGUUUGUUUUCACGGUUGGCUUUUUUGUCUGGAAAUGGAGACAAAACAAAAAAGAGACUGAAAACAAAGAGCACAAAACUGAAGGAGAAAAGAACACAUGUAAAAGUAAGAACACUGAGGGUCAGUCUCAGAGUGACCCACUUCUUAAAUCACAGACGGAGCACAACAAGGCUCAGGACAUGGGGUCAAGAGGAAAGGUUACCACACAUGUUUCUCCACUGAAGGAAGGGAAACAAUUUCAGCUUGAGCAGAAAUCCAGCCCUGACAGCCAGGAGAUAGCAACCAAUAGCCGUGUCAUUUUUGACGAGGUCGACCUGGGUGGCAAAUUUGUUCGUCUCAGAAACAAGUCCAGUGAGAACCAACUGCUGGUUAACUGUAAGGUCAACAUAGAGGUCAACGGGAGUACCAUCUCCUAUAAGUUUCCUGGGGGGUUCAGCCUUGAAGCUGGAAACAUGGUUACAAUCUGGGCGUCAGAUGGUGGAGGAAACCACAACCCUCCAACUGAUGUAGUUUGGGAUCAACAGAAGUCCUGGAGCGCUGUCGAAAAAGUCACACUCACAAGCCCAAUGGGAGAGAUGAUGGACAGGAUGACAGUCAGCCGUCCAUGAAGCUGGACAAGCACGCUGAUAUAAUAAACUGUGCUGGUAUUUUUUAUUUUACUUACUUACAAAUGCAACACAAAAUGUGCCCAUGGAAAAAAAAUACAAUAAAAUGAUUAAAGAUUUUUUAAGAAAUGGAGGUGCUUGAACAUGAAGAGCAUGUCAGAGGGAAUUCCAGUAAUCUACCCUCUGUAUUUAAACCUGAAAACCCAUCAUCCAUCCUUCGCAGACUCCUCUUAGAUUUUCAGAUGAAUACUUUAUGAUCAUAACUUAAUGUGACCAAUAGAGUCUUUAUACAAAACAAUUCCUUACCUCCAUACCAGCAACAUAUUUUAUCAUUUAAGUUUUGUAGCAUUCUUUAAUAGGGUGAUAGUUUUGCUUUAUUAUUGUGUUGUUAUAAAGUGGAAUUAAAACAAUAUUUGUAAAGAAUGUGUGUUCUGCAUUAAAACUGUAUUGUUUUAUAAGAUGUUGUUUACCAUUUAGAGAAAAACAU